Sinocyclocheilus grahami is the source of this 2009-nucleotide messenger RNA. It is a transcript of the gene fech, whose product is annotated as ferrochelatase. Gene Ontology annotation, molecular function: protoporphyrin ferrochelatase activity. The transcript has 11 exons. Gene Ontology annotation, cellular component: mitochondrion. Gene Ontology annotation, biological process: heme biosynthetic process. NCBI's taxonomy places the organism in Eukaryota, Metazoa, Chordata, Actinopteri, Cypriniformes, Cyprinidae. The record is from RefSeq and is a predicted model, not a curated record. The coding region runs from base 239 to 1468 and encodes 409 amino acids.
ACACGCACGCAAGGCCCUCGUCACGGCGUGCUGACGUACGGGAGGGUGUGUGCGCGGGGGCGGGGCCAGUGUACGUCAGCACGCCGUGAUAACGCUGACGCCGAUCAGCGGCUCUAUAUCGGAAUUUGGGCGCUUUAGAAAGACUGAGGAGGAAAAGCCGCUUUCAUUCUGCAGUUGAAGCAUUUCGCUGUUUUCUGCCGUUGGAGGAAGAGCAGACUUUACGCCAGAGCGCGAAAUAAUGGCGGUUUUGGGAGGCGCGUGCCGGCUCAUGCAGCUGGUCAGGUGGAGUCCGCCGGUGAGUUUGUGCACGAGUGUGUUUCUCAGACGGCAGUCGACGGCCGCAGCAGCUGCGUUCGCCAGCUCCGCCGCUCCAGAGACUCAGGAGAACAGAAAACCCAAAACAGGGAUUCUGAUGCUGAACAUGGGCGGCCCGGAGAAACUGGAAGACGUGCAUGAUUUCCUCUUACGGCUCUUCAUGGACACAGACCUCUUGCAGCUUCCUGUGCAGAAUAAACUCGGCCCUUUCAUUGCCAAAAGACGAACCCCAAAGAUCCAAGAGCAGUACAGUAAGAUCGGAGGAGGAUCUCCAAUCAAAGCCUGGACCACCACGCAGGGAGAAGGCAUGGUCAAGCUGCUGGACGAGAUGUGUCCCGAGACGGCUCCUCAUAAGUUUUACAUCGGGUUCCGGUACGUUCAUCCUCUGACGGAGGAGGCCAUCGAGCAGAUGGAGAAGGACGGAGUGGAGAGAGCCGUGGCCUUCACGCAGUACCCACAAUACAGCUGCUCCACCACAGGCAGCAGUCUGAACGCCAUCUACAGAUACUACAGCAGUCGCAGCGACAGGCCCAAGAUGCGCUGGAGUGUGAUUGACAGGUGGCCGACACACCCACUACUGAUCGAGUGUUUUGCUGAACAUGUUGUGAAUGAGCUGGAGAAGUUUCCUGCAGAGAAGAGAGACGACGUGGUGAUUCUGUUCUCGGCUCACUCGCUGCCGCUGUCUGUGGUGAACCGGGGCGAUCCGUACCCACAGGAAGUUGGCGCGACGGUUCAGAGGGUGAUGGACCGAUUAGGACACUGUAACCCGUACAGACUCGUCUGGCAGUCAAAGGUGGGGCCGAUGGCGUGGCUGGGGCCGCAGACUGAUGAGGUCAUCAAGGGCCUCUGUCAGCGCGGGAAGAAGAACCUGCUGCUGGUUCCCAUCGCUUUCACCAGCGACCACAUCGAGACACUGCACGAGCUCGACAUCGAGUACUCGCAGAUCCUCGGGGAAGAGUGUGGCGUGGAGAACAUCAGACGAGCCGAAUCUUUGAACGGAAAUCCACUGUUCUUCAGGGCGCUGGCGGAUCUGGUUCAGUCCCAUCUGAAGUCCAACAAGCCGUGUUCCCGUCAGCUCACCCUCCGCUGUCCGCUCUGCGUCAACCCCACCUGCGCUCAGACCAAGGCCUUCUUCUCCAGCCAGAAACCCUGACCUCUGACCUCUCAGCAGCCAUGUACCCGACGGCAGCGCUGGACUCUAGGUUAGCUUAAGGGUAAAGCCAGUGCACGAGGGUGAUUUCAGACUGAGACGAGUCAUAAGUGCCGCCCUCAUUGAAAACAAAUGCGUUUUUUCUUACAUUCCAACCUUAUACAUCCGAAAACAUCCGCAUCCCCUUCACCUUUUUAGUUUCCCUCUUGGUCUUUCCGUCCAGAUUUUUUCUUGCACGUGAUUGAGAACGCUUGUGUCUUCCCUUAAAAAAACUAAACGCAGUCCUAAAAAAAUGCAAAAACAGUCAGCGUGGAACAAAUGACACAUUAAUCGAAUAAACAUGGUGCUAAAGUUGUGUGCACAUGCAUUUGUGCAUCAGAUCGGCUUAAAAGAAAUCGUUCACAUUCAUUCAUGUGCUUUCAAACCUGUAUGACUUUAUUUCUUCUGUGGAAAUGUUGUGUUGAAAAGCUUCGAAACGUACAAAAGCACCAUUAAAGUAUCAUGACUUCAGAAGAACUUCAGUUCAGAGUAGUGCACAAUUCAU